Molecule: messenger RNA, 805 nt
Organism: Symbiodinium necroappetens
Lineage: Eukaryota; Dinophyceae; Suessiales; Symbiodiniaceae
Source: the annotation of a GenBank genome assembly
GUUGAACCUGGCGAACCGGAUCUACGUGAUUGCCCGCGACGCCGCGGGAAACCUCUACGACCCCGUCCGUGUGGAGAACACCUGGCGGGACACCCAGCCCUUGGUGUCGAUUGGGCCGGGCCCUGCGAAGCAGUUCGGUGACAGUGUUUUCGUGGGCCUUCCCAGCAAGUGGGAGGCGAAGCGUGCAGUGGCGGCGGAGGAAGAAGAGGGUGAACUCGGCUUGGACCUGCGCCGGUACGCCCUCGCUACAUCUGCAGGUCCUGAUUUUGACUACGGCCUGUUGGCUAUUCGGAGCACUGUCGCAGAGGCUGCGCCGUGGAUUGCCUUGGCGGUGGUGGGCGAGAGCGAAAGUGGGGAACCGAUUGUGGCACUGCCCGGCAAGGCCUGGCACCGGACCCAGUCUCGACGCUUGGUGCCUACCAGCUGCUUCCAGCUGCCCCGAGGCGCUUCUACUCGAGUGGUUGCCCCGGAGGACCGUGAGAAUCCUUUGGAGGCCCUGGCCGUGCGCGUCUGGAUCGGCCGUCUCAGUGCCGAUUGGGGCCACUACGUUGAGAUCGUGGAGAUUGGCGCGGCCGACCUGGAGCUCCGCACGGCCUUCGGAGAGCCCCUGGAGGCCGAGCACGCUGACUGCAUCCCGUUCGCCCCGACUUGGUCGAGGCGGCGGGCGACCGGCUCCACUACCAGACCGCGGAGGAGGGCACUGGCGAGGAACCCGCGGCCGGCUCCUGACGAGGCUGCUCCAGCAUGGGCCACGCGAGUGGAGGAGCUCGAGCGUGGCAUGGGCGACGUGCGCCGUGGAAUAUAG